AUGAAGUCCCUCUUGUUGGCCUCGGUCUUCUUCCUCGCCUCCAUUAUCGAGGCUCAUCCGGGACCACAUUCCCAACCAGAUCCCGUCCAUUUGGCCCGUCGCGGCGCACUGGCGAAGCGAUGCUCCGACUCGGUCGGCCUCAUGAAGAGGAACCGGCAUGCGAUGCGCCGGCGCGACUUGUCGCCAUCCGAUGGCACCACGGCCUACACCAUCACCGCUGAUGCCCCCAAAUAUGACUUCCUGAAAAACGAUACCUGCAUUUUGACACCAGAAACCAGCCCGGGGCCUUAUAUCUACCCGCGGAGUCAGACACUGCGCCAGAACCUGGUAGAAGAUCAGCCAGGGGUGCCCUUUGUCAUAGACAUUGGUCUCAUGGAUAUCCAUACCUGCGAGCCUUUGACGAACGCUUUGGUUGAUGUCUGGCACUGCAAUGCCAGUGGCUCGUAUAGCUCCUUUACCGGCUUGAAUCCGGAUGUGACGUUCCCGGAGCAGUACUUCGAGAGCACCGGCGAAGAGAUCAAUGCAGAUAACGGCAUGAGCGAUGUAUCGAUUAACGAAAAGAGGCAGUUCCUGGCAACGGACGAUACAACCUGGCUUCGCGGCAUGUGGCCGACCGACGAGAAUGGUGCGACCAGCUUCACGUCCAUCUUCCCUGGAUUCUAUACAAACCGCGCCAUCCAUGUCCAUGUGCAAGUGCACACAGACUGGAGUGUGACUGCCAACGGCACCAUUGGUGCAGGCAAAACGGUCAAUACAGCCCAGCUGUUCUUCAACGAUGAUUUAGCUGCCGAGAUCAUGACAGUGCCACCGUAUGCCAGCCACACGCAGAUCCCGCGGAAACCGGUGGCGGAGGAUGGGGUCUAUUAUGCGGAGGCAUCGACGGGGGCCAUGGCUAUCAUGGACACGGAGCCUCUGGAUGGCCAGGACUACAAGAAUGGAGUUCUUGGAUAUGUUACCUUGGGUGUGGACACUACCGCAAUCCAUAACGGUACCACUGAGAAUCCCAUGUCUCGGGAUCCAUCAAGAUCUCAGCAUCCAUCUAGGUCUUAUUUCACGAAAUUCCAUCAGCAGUCAAAACCAACAGGUUUGAUUAUUAGGCAGGAAACAUCCGACUAUUCUGCUCCUUAAUACUUGGCUGGGAGGCGACAAUGGCCAAAAUUAGCGUUGCCACAUUGCUCAGUAACCGAGAUUAACUACAGAAAAACCAAGACAAAGAAGACCGACCCCUUUCGGAGGUCCGUGAAGAAAGACAAAAGACUAGAUCGAGUACCAAAG
Molecule: messenger RNA, 1275 nt
Organism: Aspergillus sclerotioniger CBS 115572
Lineage: Eukaryota; Fungi; Ascomycota; Eurotiomycetes; Eurotiales; Aspergillaceae
Product: aromatic compound dioxygenase
Exons: 8
Coding region: 1-1128 (375 amino acids)
Molecular function (GO): iron ion binding; oxidoreductase activity, acting on single donors with incorporation of molecular oxygen, incorporation of two atoms of oxygen
Source: RefSeq, a predicted model, not a curated record